Molecule: messenger RNA, 393 nt
Organism: Fraxinus pennsylvanica
Lineage: Eukaryota; Viridiplantae; Streptophyta; Magnoliopsida; Lamiales; Oleaceae
Source: the annotation of a GenBank genome assembly
AUGUGGAGAAACAUAGCAGUUCAAUCCUUGUUCCAAAUCACAACUCUAACGAUCCUAGAAAUGAAGGGAAAAGUUUUUUUUCGCGAAUCUGAUGAAUCAGUGUUGAAAAACAUGAUCAAUAGCUGUUACGCAUUCUGUCAAGUUUUCAGUUUGAUCACAGCCAUGGUGUUGUUCAAGAAAAAGAAGACUCUUGUCCAUAAAAACUGUUUACCAGUUUUAAGUGUAGUGGGGAUGAUCAUUGUUGUUCUUGAGGUGGGGUUGAUUGAGAUCAUGGCCAUUAUUGCUCACAGGGGAAAUUUAAACUCCAAACAAUGGUGUAUCUGUAUGGGAAUCGGAGCACUCUCAGUUCCUGUAGGAUGUUUAGCAAAUUGGGUUGCUGUUGCCACAAUAUAG